UUUCCGGGGUCGUAGGUAAAACACGUAAAAAAAUGGCUGAACAUGGGUUUCUGUGCUUAUGCGAAUUAGUCCGGUUGCUGUGGUCGCUCGUCGUGCCUUGCGUGUUCCUCAGCUUGGCGCUUACCGCCCUGCUCCUCUUCCUGAUCCUGGGGACACGGCUGUGGCUUCGGCGGAGGAGGACCGACCGGCAGCAGGGACUCAAUUCCCCCGUUGUCGCUUUCUUUCACCCCUACUGCAACGCGGGCGGCGGCGGGGAGAGGGUGCUGUGGUGCGCCCUGAGAGCGCUGCAGAGCAGGUACAAAGAUGCUUCCUAUGUGGUGUAUACUGGGGACCAGGGCGUCACGGGCGAGCAGAUUCUUGAAGGAGCACGAAGAAGAUUCAACAUCAGACUUCCUGGGCCAGUGAAGUUUGUUUUCCUCAAACAUCGUUUUCUUGUGGAAGCCAGCCUCUAUCCUCAUUUCACCUUGCUGGGUCAAAGCCUCGGCUCGAUUUUCCUGGGAUGGGAAGCGCUCACAGAGCUUGUCCCUGACAUCUAUAUAGACUCUAUGGGAUACGCCUUCACAUUGCCACUGUUUAAGUAUUUGGCAGCGUGUCGCACUGCGAGCUAUGUGCACUACCCCACCAUCAGCACAGACAUGCUGUCAGUGGUUCACAGUAGAAACCCGAGGUUCAACAACGCCGAGUAUAUUUCAAGAAACCCUAUUUUAAGUGCCAUCAAACUAAUCUAUUACUGCAUGUUUGCCUUUCUGUAUGGGUUGGUUGGCUCCUGCAGUGAUGUGAUAAUGGUGAACUCCACCUGGACGCAGAACCACAUUCUGACGCUCUGGAGGUGCCGUGACCGCACCAGUGUGGUGUACCCUCCGUGCGACGUGCAGGCCUUCCUUGACAUCCCCCUCGAGAGUGGCCAGGCAAAAAAGCGCCACUCGGUCGUUUCAAUUGGCCAGUUCAGGCCGGAGAAGGACCACCGGCUGCAGAUCCAUGCGUUUCAGAAGCUCCUGGGAAAGACGGCGGCCGGGGAGGUGGAAGCCCCCCGGCUGGUUCUGAUUGGCGGCUGUCGGAACCAGGAGGACGAGGACAGAGUGCGGCUGCUCAGGGGGUUGUGCCAGGAGCUGGGCGUUGAGGACAAGGUGGAGUUUAAAUUAAACAUUCCUUUUGAAGAACUGAAGAAAGAGCUGGCUUCCGCCACUGUGGGCCUGCACACCAUGUGGAACGAGCAUUUCGGGAUAGGGAUCGUGGAGUGCAUGGCCGCGGGGAUGGUCGUUCUGGCCCACCGAUCCGGGGGGCCGCUGUUAGACAUUGUGGUCCCCCACGAGGGAGGGGCGACCGGGUUCCUGGCAGAUGAUGAGGACGGCUACGCAGAAGCCCUGGAGAGGAUCCUCGCGCUGUCGCCAGAGGCCAGGCUGGAGAUCAGACGGAACGCACGCCAGUCUGUAUCCCGUUUCUCCGACCGGGAGUUUGAAGCCUCCUUCCUGUCCGCUGUGGAGCCUGUUAUGGGCGCAGCACAAAGAUAGGAGGCGCUAGGGGAAGGGAGACGGCUUGCAGUUGCCUCUGCGCUGUGUCUUUAGGCCAAAGGGGAACAAGCCGAGACGAAGCAUGUUUGUGUUGGCACUUUGUAGUGCAAUCAGAAAAUAGGCCCAAAAGCACUGCAUGCUCUGAUGGCUAAUCACACUAACAGCCUUGAUUAGUAUUGUUCAUAAACCUUCUGCUUUACUGAAGAAAUCGCCUGUCCUUGAAGCUCUACUUAACAGUUCACCCCCCUGACAUGAUUUAACACCACUGGAAGGAGCUGUGUCUGAACUGAGAAGUGCUGUAGCAGCAGACAGUAGAAGUCAGGACAGAGAGAAAUCUGUUGAGCAGUUUUCCUUCUCUUGCUACCCCUCUCUUCACAAGGACAGGCAUUCACAUAUACAGUGUAUAGAUAUACGGGCAUAUAAAUGCACUGGAAAGAUUGCACAGAUAAUGGGAAACUGUCAGACAUCCAUUAAUUUAUUUAAAAAAAAACAAGUAGCCAAACAUCACAUCAUUAAUGUCUGCUGCCCUUUUUUGUAUCCACAUUUGGUAUGUGUGCCAGGCACAGUGCGAUAAUGAGAAUUGUACUACGCAAGGGUGCAUGAGUUUCACUUAAGAAAAAAGACCAAAAUCUUUUUUUUCCGAAGCUUAGCCCUUUGAAUGAUAGCCCUGUGUAUAGUGUGUACAUUGCAGUGGGUUAAUUGAAGGGUUAGAUGGGUUGCAUAAUUCUAAAUUCAUUUUUUGCAGAUGAUAUAAUGAUUUGUUUUUAAUCUGUCAGUUUGAUGUUGCAUAUGUGUGAUGUACUGCAUUAAAUUAUUUAAAAGUU
Lepisosteus oculatus (spotted gar) is the source of this 2335-nucleotide messenger RNA. RefSeq names its product ALG11 alpha-1,2-mannosyltransferase (gene alg11). The record is from RefSeq and is a predicted model, not a curated record. Gene Ontology annotation, cellular component: endoplasmic reticulum membrane. NCBI's taxonomy places the organism in Eukaryota, Metazoa, Chordata, Actinopteri, Semionotiformes, Lepisosteidae. Gene Ontology annotation, molecular function: GDP-Man:Man(3)GlcNAc(2)-PP-Dol alpha-1,2-mannosyltransferase activity. Gene Ontology annotation, biological process: protein N-linked glycosylation.